AUGGAUGUAGAGGAUGCCCGAAGUGUAGAUUCAACUCCCAAGUUGGGCCGCAUUGGAAAGUGUUGCCAGCUCAUCAUGAUGAAUGAGAUCAUGACUAUUUUGGAGAAAGUCGACUUUCACACAUUGUUGACUUGGAAGGGGUUGCUGGGCACCUCCAAAGCCACAGACCGGGCCGCCCUGCAUGAACAGUUGCUGUCGGGCCUAGGAUUAACAUAG
Molecule: messenger RNA, 216 nt
Organism: Penicillium vulpinum
Lineage: Eukaryota; Fungi; Ascomycota; Eurotiomycetes; Eurotiales; Aspergillaceae
Exons: 1
Coding region: 1-216 (71 amino acids)
Source: RefSeq, a predicted model, not a curated record